AUGAAUUUACUUCUUUCCGACGACUACCUGCUCCAGGACUAUCCAGAGAGCAUCACGAGUACCAUUCGAUCGGGUCAUGCGACCUUUCUACGAUUUAAUCGCAAGGGCGACUACCUCGCAUCUGGGCGCGUCGAUGGAACCGUGGCUGUCUGGGAUUUAGAGACCAUGGGCGUAGCGAGGAAGCUACGCGGUCACAACAAGAGCAUCACAUAUCUCAGCUGGUCUAGAUGUGGUCGGUACUUGCUCUCUGCGUGCCAGGGGUGGAGAGCCAUUCUAUGGGACUUGAAAGACGGCAGUAGAUUUCGCGAGGUGCGCUUCCGCGCCCCUGUAUACAUGGCUGAGCUUCACCCGUGGAACAGCUUUCAAUUUGUCGCCGCUGUGUUUGAAGAGCAACCUGCUCUAGUCGAUGUGUCCGAGCCCGUUGAUGUCAAGCGCGUACUCCCUUCAGCACCGAAACGAGCGACUGCCGACGAGCGACAGGCAAAAGAGGACGCCAAACAAAUGACUACAUCAGCGGUCUGGACCAUGUCCGGCGACCAUAUUCUUGCUGGAACCAGCAAAGGGAAAAUAAAUAUAAUCGAUGCCAAAACGCUCGAAAUCAUCUACUCAGAAAAGAUUUGCGCCGGCGCGAUCACGACACUACGAACCACAGGUUCCGGCCGUGACCUUUUGGUUAAUUCACAGGAUCGCAUCAUUCGCACGCUAAGGAUACCAAAUCUUUCUGCCCAAGAUCUCGAUCCCGAUACGAUACAAAUACCGGUCGAGCAUAAGUUCCAAGACGUCGUCAACCGCCUGUCAUGGAAUCACGUCACAUUCAGCGCAACAGGCGAAUAUGUUGCUGCAUCUACAUAUAACAACCAUGAGCUCUAUGUUUGGGAGCGCAACCAUGGAAGUCUAGUCUGCAUGCUCAAAGAUCCUAAAGAGGAGCAGGGUGUUAUUGAAUGGCACCCUGGCCGUGCAAUGCUCGCAGCCUGUGGAUUGGAGACUGGCAGAAUAUACAUUUGGUCAGUCAUCAGCCCGCAAAAGUGGUCGGCACUGGCGCCCGAUUUUGCCGAAGUCGAGGAGAACGUCGAGUACAUCGAGAAAGAGGACGAGUUUGAUCUAUAUGCGCAGGAAGAGAUUCAUCGCCGGCGUCUAGAUGCAGAGGACGAGGAGGUGGAUGUCAUGACAAACGACCAGUUGAAGAUCGAGGCCGAGAUGGACGGUGACGAGUUUCGUAUGCCAGUUCUGUUUACUCUGGGUGAAAGCGAUAGCGAGGAUGAGUUCAUAGCCGUUUCGACAGGGACCAUGAGGAGGCGAAGUCCCGGAGACGACCAGUCUGAUUCGCACGGGGGAGCCGAGUUGGUGCCGCCAAAACGGGGUCCGGCCAAGGGCGGACGCAGUAAGCGAAAGUAG
Beauveria bassiana ARSEF 2860 is the source of this 1395-nucleotide messenger RNA. Its product is annotated as WD domain-containing protein. Bases 1 to 1395 code for a protein of 464 amino acids. The transcript has 2 exons. Gene Ontology annotation, cellular component: Set1C/COMPASS complex. Gene Ontology annotation, molecular function: protein binding. NCBI's taxonomy places the organism in Eukaryota, Fungi, Ascomycota, Sordariomycetes, Hypocreales, Cordycipitaceae. The record is from RefSeq and is a predicted model, not a curated record.